CUAUCUAUCUCUUUCACCAUUUGUUUUCUCUAUCUAACCUUGAAAACCAAAAACCAAACACUUCAAACUUAAUUCUUUUACUCCUCUUUAUAUAUGAUAUGAACACCAUUUUCCUUUUACCUCAAUAAUAAUAAUAAUAAUAAUCUCAAGUCACAUAAAAAUGACACAGUUUCAGUGUAUUCUUUCUGGUGGAAAAGAUGAAGGUGGUAACAAGACUGUUGUUGUUGGAGUUAAGUUGGAUGGUGCAAGUAGAGAACUAUUAACAUGGGCUCUUGUUAAAGUUGCUCAGCCUGGUGAUCUUGUCCUUGCUCUUCAUGUUCUUAAUAAUAAUGAAAUUGUAGAUCGUGAUGGGAAAUCUUCACUGUUAUCGUUGGUCAAAGCAUUUGACUCAGUUCUUGAAGUUUAUGAAGGCUUCUGUAAUCUCAAACAGGUGGAUCUUAAGCUAAAGAUCUGCAGAGGUACAUCGGUCAGAAAAAUUAUUGUUCGUGAGGCGAAUUCUUACUUAGCAACAGAUGUUAUAGUCGGGGCUGCUAAUCAUACAAUUCGAUCAUCAGCUUCAGUUGCAAAGUACUGUGCUAGAAAGUUGCCAAAAGAUUGCUCAGUAUUGGCUGUUAAUAAUGGAAAAAUUGUUUUUCAAAGAGAGGCCUUGUUAGCAUCGUAUGCCAGUUCAAAAGAACUUGAGCAUCACAAUGGGAAUCGUUUGCUUAGUGUAAUUCAGCGGACACUGACUAAUAAGAACUCUAAAGUAUUAAAUGACAGCACUGGGCUGAGGCCAACAAAUUCCUGCAGGCAAGUUGGUUAUCAGACUCUAGGUGAGGCAUUACUGAAAGCUGCUUCUGAAUCAUCAAGAGGGAAUUCCCUUAAACAGAAUUGUUCAGUUUGUUCACCCGACUGUCCGUUGCCUGAUAAUUCUUGUACUCAAGUACACGAAGAGACUUCAGACAAUAACAGUGAUGAUAAUUCAAUGGCGAUAGUACCCGUGCAAAGGCAGGAGUCAGGAUCUAGUUCAAUUACAUUGCUGAAAAAGGAUUUGCCUGAAGUGAGACCUGGUUGGCCAUUGCUUCACCGAGCUAUAUUAUCAAAUCAACAAGCUGCAGAGACUUUAUCAAUAAGGAAACUCUCUGUUGUUCAGUGGGCACUGUGCCUGCCAAGUAGACAUCUCUUGUGCAUGGAGGACGAUGCAGACAAGAAAAAUCUACGCUCUGAUGAUGAUGAAAGUCGUCAAGCUCCUGCACUAGAUGAAGAAAGUGGCGCAAUUGUUCCUGUCAAUCACGUGACAACGUCCUCUAAAUCCUCUCCAGACAAUUCACCAAGAACCUUACCAAGAGAACUAGAGGGACUUCAUGAGAAGUACUCUGCAAUGUGUAGAUUGUUCAAAUUCCAGGAACUUUUCUUGGCAACCUUGAGCUUUUCCUCAGAGAACAUUAUUGGUAAAGGAGGAAGUAGUCAGGUUUUCAAAGGCUGCCUUCCUGAUGGAAAGGAACUUGCUGUGAAGAUCUUAAAACAAUCCGAAGAUGCAGUGCGAGAGUUUGUUUUGGAAAUUGAGAUUAUUACUGCUUUGAGUCACAAAAACAUAAUUUCCCUAUUUGGAUUCUGUUUUGAGGACAACAACCUUCUCCUUGUAUAUGAUUUUCUAUCAAGGGGAAGCCUUGAAGAGAACCUACAUGGUAAUAAGAAGGAUCCUCUGAUGUUUGGGUGGAAAGAAAGAUACAAUGUCGCUAUUGGAGUUGCUGAGGCACUAGAAUAUCUUCAUGGCAGAGAUUCUCAAUCAGUGAUCCAUUGUGAUGUAAAAUCGUCAAAUAUAUUACUAUCUGAUGAUUUUGAGCCACAGCUCUCUGACUUUGGACUUGCUAAAUGGGCAACCGCCACCUCAUCUCAUAUUACAUGCACUGAUGUAGCUGGAACUUUCGGUUACUUGGCUCCUGAAUAUUUCAUGUAUGGGAAGGUUAAUGACAAGAUUGAUGUUUAUGCAUUUGGAGUAGUACUUCUUGAGCUUCUUUCAGGAAGAAAACCCAUAAGUAACAAUUGUCCAAAGGGUCAAGAGAGCCUUGUUAUUUGGGCAAAGCCAAUUGUAACUUGUGGGAAGUAUGCCCAAUUACUAGACCCUCAGUUGAGUUCUGAUUAUGAUCGUGAACAAGUAGAAAGGAUGGUACUUGCUGCUGCCCUUUGUAUCAGACGUGCUCCACGAGCUCGACCACAAAUGAGCAUCGUUUCAAAGCUUCUCAAAGGUGAUGCUGAAACAACCAAGUGGGCAAGGUUACAAGUCAAUGGUUCAGAAGGAUCCGACACAAUGCUACCGACAAAUGCCAUGGAAGGGGCCGAUAUGUUAGAAGAUGACACUUUCUCACAUUCUAAUCUCCGGUCACACCUUAACCUUGCAUUACUCGGUGUUGAAGAGGAUUCUCUCUCAAUAAGCAGUAUUGAGCAUAAUGUUUCGUUGGAGGACUAUUUGCGAGGGAGGUGGAGCCGCUCAUCAAGCUUUGACUAACCAAACUCGUUCCGUUUAUGAUUCUUGUGUAUACUUCUUUCAUUUUUACUCACCACCUUCAACUAGAGGGUCGGUCGUGGUUAUUUGGUGGGUUUUGGAUGAGAGGUUGUUAUGGUGUGCCCUCCUCCUCCCCUUUUAAUCAUAACUAGAUAGUAACAUUUUGA
Molecule: messenger RNA, 2652 nt
Organism: Lycium barbarum (goji berry)
Lineage: Eukaryota; Viridiplantae; Streptophyta; Magnoliopsida; Solanales; Solanaceae
Product: protein kinase STUNTED-like
Exons: 10
Coding region: 161-2488 (775 amino acids)
Biological process (GO): protein phosphorylation
Molecular function (GO): protein kinase activity; ATP binding
Source: RefSeq, a predicted model, not a curated record